Molecule: messenger RNA, 1497 nt
Organism: Brienomyrus brachyistius
Lineage: Eukaryota; Metazoa; Chordata; Actinopteri; Osteoglossiformes; Mormyridae
Gene: taf11
Product: TAF11 RNA polymerase II, TATA box binding protein (TBP)-associated factor
Exons: 5
Coding region: 442-1062 (206 amino acids)
Biological process (GO): transcription initiation at RNA polymerase II promoter; RNA polymerase II preinitiation complex assembly
Cellular component (GO): nucleus; transcription factor TFIID complex
Molecular function (GO): protein heterodimerization activity; transcription coactivator activity
Source: RefSeq, a predicted model, not a curated record
AAGCUCGUCCAAACAGGAAGAGGAAACGCGGUAUAGUGUCAAUGAAGUGUUGUGGAUGUAGAUAUUGAUCAUUUGCUCGAUCCCCUUUUCCCGUUUUCGCCCGAAAAGCCGCUGCUGCUGUUUAGCAUUUACUCAAUGAUUUACUUAUAACGCGUUUGUGAUUGUUAGGUCGGAUAACGUUAGAAAUGAUAAAUUAAGUAAAAUCCAGUUGAUUGCUCGAUAAGUACGCUGCUAUUUGGUGGAAGCUCCUGUAUCUGUUUGUUUCCACGCUCGUGCUGUUAAAAAGCAGUUGAUACAAACUUUCGUUAGUAGAAAACUAUGAAGACGUUAUCAUCACCGUGGAAAGCUUUAACCUCCAUUUAACUUUCGCGUGUAGAAGUGUGAGGAAUUCAGAAAGCCCUCGAUCAUCGAGACCAUCGGUGUACCCAAAAGUAGGGUACAAUGGCAGACCCGGCGCAGGUGAAGGAUGAGGGAAUGGAGAAGAGGAUGGACCCGGAGGAGAUUCCCCGUUCAGGCAUCCAGGAGGCUUCAACAGACGGUACUGCAGCUCCAACGGAAUCUGCCGAUCCAUCCAAUACUGGUCAGGAGGAAGACAAAGCGGGACAGUUAAAGGACUCGGGUGCUGGAGAUGAAGGGGAGGGUUCUUCCGGUCUUCAACCCCCUGCUGCAAAGAAAUUGAAGGUGGAGCCAGAGAAAAAGAAGGAGAAGCGACAGAAGGUCGAUGAGGAUGAAAUCCAGAAGAUGCAGGUUUUAGUGUCCUCAUUCUCUGAGGAACAGCUCAAUAGGUAUGAGAUGUACAGGCGCUCAGCAUUCCCAAAAGCAGCCAUUAAAAGGCUCAUCCAGUCCAUCACUGGGUCAUCAGUUUCUCAGAACGUGGUCAUUGCCAUGUCGGGCAUCUCAAAAGUCUUCGUGGGUGAGGUUGUCGAGGAAGCUCUGGAUGUGUGUGAGAAGUGGGGAGAGACCCCUCCCUUGCAGCCCAAGCACCUGCGCGAAGCAGUGCGGAGGCUGAAGAGCAAACAUCAGAUCCCCAACACCAAGUACAAGAACAUUCUCUUCCACUGAGGGUCUGUCGCCCCGUGCACUGCCAUGAGGCAAGGUCGUGCACUUCAGCCAUGAGCUCAGCACGUGCUGUUUGGCUGGGUCAGUAUUUGGGUUCUGCAUGUAAAGAAAAAUCACCGUCAACGUGAGACUUGGGUAUGACUAUAUACUCCCAACAGAUGUGACCCUCAAAGGGUUUCAGCAGGAAAGACGAGGACUCAAGUGGUACAUGGAUGGAAAACCUAUCAGAGGCCUCUGGUCCAUGUAUAAUUUUUAUUUUUUUGAGUGGUUCUGGCAUAGUCUAAGUAAGCAGGUUUUUAAUCAUUGUUUUACUUUGGAAAACAACAGAAAUCAUGUGUUGAGUUUUUAUGUUCGAUGUGUCUGUUUUGCACUCAUAUUUUGUUGUUACAGUUGCAUUGUGGGAUAUUGAUUUUAUGUAAUUAAAAACUCACCUCCUUG